Messenger RNA from Phytophthora infestans T30-4, 942 nucleotides. Its product is annotated as isoamyl acetate-hydrolyzing esterase 1. The transcript is spliced from 2 exons. The coding region runs from base 1 to 942 and encodes 313 amino acids. Lineage: Eukaryota; Oomycota; Peronosporomycetes; Peronosporales; Peronosporaceae. The record is from RefSeq and is a predicted model, not a curated record.
AUGGCUUCGGCCCCCGAGAAGCCGAAGCUGCCACCUCCUUCGCUGCCAUCAGCACCUGCAGCAGCUACGCACAAUUCCAAGCGGUUUGUGUUGGCGUUCUUUGUUGUGGCUGCGUACAUCGCGUGGUCAUUUGGCGCUUGGGAGACCGUUCUUGAAAGGAUCAGCAUGCGCCCUCAACUUCGACCGGUUAUAUUGCUCGUCGGCGACUCUCUGACCGAGAAGGGGGCGAUACCCAAGACCAAUGGAUGGGUUACAUUGCUGCAGUACGAUUAUCGACGCUCGGUUCAUGUGGUACCCCGCGGACUCUCCGGUUACAAUACAAAAUGGUACCUGAAGUAUGGAAUCCCGAGCAUUCAGAGCGAAAUCUCCAGCGGAGCCUACGUGCCUUCCUUGAUCGCAAUAUGGUUGGGAGCCAACGAUGCCGCAUUGCCCAACGGAUCUGCAGUGGCACAGCACGUUCCCGUCGAGUCUUACAAAGAAAACCUUGUCUUACUUGUGCUUCAUUUCCAACAAAUGGCUCCAGAUGCUGGAAUUCUGUUCAUCACACCGCCGUGCGUCGACGACGAGGUCCAGGAGAAGAAUGCUCGGAAAUACGAGGGCGAUAUGAAAAACAUGGUCGUCCACUCCAACACAAUGGCUGGGAUCUACGCCCAUGCUUGUGUGGAGACGGCGAGCAAGUUGGGGUUGUCCGUGCUGGACCUUCACACUUAUUUCAACAACAUGACCCAGUGGGACCGCAAAAACGUUCUCGAAGAUGGACUGCAUCUCAACAAAAGAGGCAACAACUUCAUGUACCAGCAACUCCGCCAAAAGAUCGAUGUCGACUUUCCCAACAUUUCGCACAAACUCGAUCGCUGGCAAAUUCCGACUUAUGAAACGUGGAUUGAGGCAGAUCCGUGGCUUCCGGACGAUAACAACAGUACCAUAUUGGAGACGUCAUAA